AUGGAGAGGAAACUGAUUGCGAACAGCAGGUUGUGCCCUCAAUGUGAUGGUGAGAUGAAAUUGGUUGAGUGCAAUGAUAGGUCAGAUGGUUGUAAGUGGGAAUGUAGGAAACAGUUGAAUAGUAAAAGGCAUAAGGUUGAGUUGUCAAUUCGAAAAGGUAGUUGGUUUGAGAGAAGUAAUUUAACGUUGGAAGAAAUUUUAAAGUUGACGUACUGGUGGUGUAGAGGCGUUGAACAGGAAAUGAUGAGGUUUGAAGUUGAUGUUAGUGGAAAUACAGUCGUUGAUUGGGAUAGCUUUUGUAGGGAAAUCUGUGAGGUGAAUUAUUUAGAGUGUGAGGAAAAAAUUGGUGGUCCAAAUAAGAGGGUGCAAAUAGACGAAAGUAAAUUUGGAAAACGCAACUAUCACAGAGGUCAUAUAUAA
Messenger RNA from Paramuricea clavata, 420 nucleotides. Lineage: Eukaryota; Metazoa; Cnidaria; Anthozoa; Malacalcyonacea; Plexauridae. The record is from the annotation of a GenBank genome assembly.